AUGGUUAUAGCGAAAGACACAUGUUUUUUUGUUGGACGAAAUCCUGGUGUUUAUAACAGUUGGGAAGAAGCUCAUUUACAAGUUAAUAGAUAUAGCGGUGCUUCCCACAAAUCGUAUCAAACCAAGGAGGAAGCGGUGAGAGCUUUUAAUGCUUAUAGAGAGAAACAACAUGCUUCCUUCACCCCUAGAAGCCAAAAUAGUUCGAGCUCAAGUUCGGGAUCAACUUUAGCUGCCACUUCAAGUUCUAGUCAAAAAUUGAAGCAAAGCGAAGAACUGGCCAAGUUAAUAGAUGCUCAGUUACAUUUAGCUAAUGAGUAUCAUAAUAAUGCAUUAAAGAUUGCUGAGAUUUAUGAAGAUAUGAAGAAGAAAUUAGAUUCUCUUCAUGUUGAUGAUUAG
This is a messenger RNA of Zingiber officinale, 396 nucleotides long. Its product is annotated as ribonuclease H-like. Bases 1 to 396 code for a protein of 131 amino acids. NCBI's taxonomy places the organism in Eukaryota, Viridiplantae, Streptophyta, Magnoliopsida, Zingiberales, Zingiberaceae. The transcript has a single exon. The record is from RefSeq and is a predicted model, not a curated record.